Molecule: messenger RNA, 504 nt
Organism: Recurvomyces mirabilis
Lineage: Eukaryota; Fungi; Ascomycota; Dothideomycetes; Mycosphaerellales; Teratosphaeriaceae
Exons: 2
Coding region: 1-504 (167 amino acids)
Source: RefSeq, a predicted model, not a curated record
AUGGCAGCUGGCAACGAGCCACCUGUGCAAUCGGUCAAGAAUGUGAAUCUUGCCAGCAUCCCAGCCGUAUCCAUGCCCGGCCUCAUCUUACUGAAUGGCAAACGAGCUGGAAUCCAGCAGGCAUAUCGUAAGCUGUGGGUUGACAACAAUCUUGAUGCAAUCAUUACUCCCGGCGCACCCACGACAGCCACUCCACUGGACAAAUGGGAUUCAAUUACAUACACGAUGCUGUGGAACUUCAUGGACUAUCCCACUUGCAUCAUCCCAGUCGAUUGCGUGCAGAGCGGCGACGUCGUUGACAGUGUCAGCCAUGCCAUAAAUGGCGAGCGUGACGAGCACAAUUACCUCAUGUACACCGGUCCAGAAGCGUAUGCCAAUGCCGCACUCUCAGUGCAAGUGGUUGGGAUGAGACAAGAGGAUGAACGACUGGCGCAGAUUGUAUGCCAAGUUGACAAGAUCCUUAAUGUCAAGCAUACAAAGGAGCAUGCAUUACCAAUGCUGUGA